Molecule: messenger RNA, 1639 nt
Organism: Mastomys coucha (southern multimammate mouse)
Lineage: Eukaryota; Metazoa; Chordata; Mammalia; Rodentia; Muridae
Gene: Izumo1
Product: izumo sperm-egg fusion 1
Exons: 10
Coding region: 369-1616 (415 amino acids)
Biological process (GO): heterotypic cell-cell adhesion; fusion of sperm to egg plasma membrane involved in single fertilization; sperm-egg recognition
Cellular component (GO): plasma membrane; acrosomal membrane
Molecular function (GO): signaling receptor binding; protein binding involved in heterotypic cell-cell adhesion
Source: RefSeq, a predicted model, not a curated record
AGUCCAAUUAAACUUAAGAGUUGGGCGGGGCCUAAGAGUCUUACGAAAUAUUUCUAAGGGAAUUGGGGUCCCACACGUGGGAUGUGGCCCGAGUGUUUUGUGAAGAGGGGACGACCAGUGACUCUUGGAGUCAAUAGAAAAACCCUGAAUUCCUCUUCUCAGUCUUCCAAGAAAAACCUUACACUUAGUCGUGAGAAAGUAUUUUAAAAAGUCCUCAGAACGUGGACUGAGCUGGGCAAAGCAUUAGUGCUUGAGGGCACGGAGUUGAAGAACAGCUUUUAAAGGGUGUUGUUUAAGCACCCUCACACACCCUCGGUUUGGGGUGAGAGGAUCCUCUGGCAGUGCUGGCAAGCUGCGUUCUGGCCUUCAUGGGGCCCCAUUUUACACUCUUGCUGGCAGCUCUUGCCUACUGCCUAUGUCCAGCGAGGCCCUGCAUCAUAUGUGACCCGUUUGUGGUGGCUGCGCUAAAGACUUUGGAGAAGGAUUACCUGCCUGGCCACCUGCCAUCUGAGUAUCACUAUAAAGUAAUGAAGAUGGUGGAGUACGAAGUGAGGAGCUUCAGCGAUCUGCCUAAGCAUGAGGAUACCUUUUUGGGGGCUGUGGAUCAGGACACAAUGGAACAAGCAUCCUGGAGUUUUCUGAAGGAUCUGAAACGUAUCACAGACAGUAAUGCAAAAGGAGAGCUCUUGGCAAAAGAACUAUUUUCGAUGAUUCGACUACAAAAGGACAUCUUUGCCACUCUCGCUGCGCGUUUCCAAAAGGAAGUUUUUUGUCCUAACAAAUGUGGCACGAUGUCGCAGGUUUUGAUCUGGUGUUAUGGGUGCGAGAAGCAGUUGCACCAUUGUCGGAAAUCCAUAGAUUGUGGAGACCGCCAGGUAGAGGUGCAUCUCUUGGAAGACAUGGUCCUGGACUGUUAUCUCAAUUGGCAUCAUGCUUCUAAGGGACUUACGGAUUACAGUUUUUACAGGGUUUGGGGGAACAAGUCUGAGACCUUGAUGUCCAAGGGGAAAGAACCUUACCUGAUCAAGACAAUGGUGAGUCCAGAGGAUGCUGGCAACUACCGCUGCGAGCUAGAUACCAUGGACGCUGGUCCUGCCACCAUCAUCUACUAUCAUGUCACAGUAUUGCCUGCAAGGCCUGAACAGGAAAGACCACCACCGAACGUUGUAACCCAGGAGGAUCAAGAGAACCCCCCUGUCCAGGUGACUGCAGAGACACCGGAGUUGGAGCCAGAGUUGGAGCCGGAGUUGGAGCCGGAGUUGGAGCCGGAGUUGGAGCCGGAGUCAAAGCCGGAGUCAGAGGAGUCGGAGUUGCGCCCGGAGUUCAUACCUACAGUCCCCCAACAUCCAGAGAAAAAGUUGAAAAAACGCCUCUUAAUACUGUUGAUUCUUGGCUUCGUGAUUCUUGUAGCCAGCAUCAUUUUCUCGGUACUUCACUUUAGAAAAACCAGCGCUAAACCGAAGAGCGAAAAUGAGGAAAUCAAAGCCUCCAUGGUGGAAUUCAAGUCAGAGCCAGAACCAUCCCCGCCCCUACAGAUGGAGUCGAGGAAGGUCUCUCAGGCAGAGCUUAAGGUUGAAUCUGGGGAUAAUAAGGCUGAUGAAACAGAAAACCAAUAAAGAUUUGACCUGUUGUCUCAGUA